Messenger RNA from Dendrobium catenatum, 2248 nucleotides. RefSeq lists its product as uncharacterized. The record is from RefSeq and is a predicted model, not a curated record. Gene Ontology annotation, molecular function: protein binding. The transcript is spliced from 3 exons. The coding region runs from base 67 to 1986 and encodes 639 amino acids. NCBI's taxonomy places the organism in Eukaryota, Viridiplantae, Streptophyta, Magnoliopsida, Asparagales, Orchidaceae. Gene Ontology annotation, cellular component: exosome (RNase complex); nucleus.
GAUGCAACUGUUGCAUGACAGGAACAAAUUAAACAGGUUUCAGCUGACGGUGAACAAUUGCUAGAGAUGGCACUUGACCAAUAUGAUGGAGACUUGUGUGAGCCAGACAGGAGGAAGGCUUUGUCACUGUUGUCACAUGCUAUUGAAUCAGAUCCCUCUUCAGUGGUCUUAUGGGUUGUCUUUCUCCACAUUUAUUAUAGAAAGGAGAAGGCUAUAGGGAAGGAUGACAUGUUCUUACAUGCAGUGCGGUACAACAAAGAUUCUUAUGAGCUGUGGCUUCUUUAUAUUAACAGUCGAAUGCUGUGUGAGGAUCGUUUGAAUGCAUAUGAUGGAGUACUUAAUGUAUUAUGCCACAUAGGAGGUCGAGAUGGGAAGGAUUUAAGUCCUUACAUCUUGGAUAUCUUUUUGCAGAUGAUUGAUUUCUUAUGUAUGUCUGGGAAUGUUGAUAAGGUUAUUAUUAGAAUAUGUGGACUUCUGCCUUCUAAUGAGUUUGAAGAGUGCAGUGGCAAUCCACUUAGAGACAUCUGCACUUGCUUGACUGUGCCGGACCGAUGCUUAUUCUGGAUUUCUUGUAUAUACUUCAUAGUUUAUGAGAAGCUUCCGCAUGCCACCGUGCAACAGUUUGAGUUUGCAAAAAGUCUGCCGUUUGGAUUGGACUGGCCAUCUGCUCAACUGACAUCUGAUAGGAAAGCCCUUGCUCUAGAAGUUAUGAAAUUAGCGGCGGCUGAGAUGGCUUCAUACUUGGAUGACAAUCCUAAUGAAAUCGAUGAAGCUUCUUCUCAAUCCAUGCAUUUUCUUGCUGUGAGCCAUGUCAAAUGCGUAGCAGCUCUUCUCGGCUUUCCUGGUUAUACAGAAUUGUUGGAUAAGUACUUAAAAUUGUAUCCGUCUUGUAUCGAGCUUGUUCUGAUGGCCGUUCGUUCUCGACGAAAUUGUGUGACUGAUUCAGAAUUCGUAGCAUUUGAAGAGGCUCUUUACCACUGGCCAAAAGAAACGCCUGGUAUCCAAUGCCUAUGGAAUCAAUAUGUUGAGUAUGCUUUAACAAAUGAUAGAAUUGACUUAGCUGAAAAAGCUAUGGCUCGGUGGUACCAGGAUUUUCCAAAAUUCAGGGAUUUUAGUAGCUUCUGCGCACUGGAAACUGAAAUUUCUUUUGACUCAUCCUCGCAUAUAAAUUCUACCGGCGCGGUUCAAUUGAAGACAAAAGAUGAUGCUUUUGGCUUUCUUAAUCUGUUUCUUUAUUGUAUGCUGCAGAAGAGUGCUGUAGAUGCUUGCUGUGCUAUUGAUAAAUCAUUGGAGCUUGCUGCUCCUGAGGAUUACAAUCACUUUGUAAUGGAGCAUGCUUUAUUCAUGGCAUCAACUAAUAUUGAAUCACAGAAGCAUUUUCCAUUAAGAACCUUAUCUUCCCUUAUAAAUCGAUAUUUGGUCGAUUUCCGGUCGAGCCUUCACUUAGAGCCACUGUCAAGAAGGUUCAUUAGAACCAUCAAGAACCCUAGAAUCCAGCAGAUGGUUAAUAACAUUUUGGGCCCUGUUUCCAUGACAUCUACUCUAAUCAAUUCUGUUCUAAAAGUAUGUUAUGGCCCAUCUCUUCUACCAGAAAACUUCAAUGACAUUAAAGAAGCAUUUAGUUUUGUAGAAUUUCUGAUGGAAAUAACGCCAACAAACUAUGAGUUAGCUUUAUCAGUAUAUCGAAUUUGUAGCCGAAGCUUCAAUUCAGUGAAGUUCUGGGCAGGCACUCUAUUGAUUAAUUCCAUCUUCCAGUCUGCUCCUGCUGCACCAGAGCAUGUAUGGUUAGAAGCUGCAGAAGUUUUGAAAACUUCAGAAAGCUUAGAAAUCAACCUCAGGUUCCAUAAACAAGCCAUUUCAGUCUAUCCUUUCUCUGUCAAACUUUGGCAAUCUUAUGCAAAUCUAUAUUCUUCUGCUGGUGAAACUAGCGAAAUCAUUGAAGCUGCACAAGAAAGAGGUAUUGAUUUGAACAGCUUUCUGAACUAGUUAUGAUUUUUCUGCUAAUGUCUUCUUUAACCUGUAUAAGAUUAGGCCCAACAAAAAGAAGGAUUUUUUUUUUUUUUGCUUCUGUUAAUGGUAGAAGAAAGGAUCCUUGAAGAUCAAUCCUUGGAGCAUAAAUUUCUUUUAGAACAGAACGUAGAAAUUGUUGCUUUGUCAAAAAGGUUCACUGAAACUUCAUGUGUAUAUACAAUUGGUAGUAUGUAAAUGAUUCUCUUAUUUUUUUUAAUGAAAGUGAAUUUUUGGCCAA